AUGGCCAAGAACUUCUUCUAUACACAAUUUCCCUUUGUAGUUCUUUUGAUAAUCUCCCAUAAGGUGUUUGCUCUGCCAACGUUACCUCUUUACACAAAUUCAAGAUGGAUUGUAGACGAAGAUGGGAAAAGAGUGAAGUUAGCUUGUGUGAAUUGGGCUGGACACCUUCCACCAUUGCUGGCCGAAGGUCUCAGCAAGCAACCUUUGGAUACAAUAUCAAAGAAGAUUGUAUCCUUGGGUUUCAAUUGUGUUAGGCUUACAUGGCCAACUUUCAUGGUUACAAAUGAUACCUUAUCUUCUAUGACUGUUCAUGACUCUUUCCAGAGCUUCAACCUUCUUGAAUCCAUUGCUGGCCUGCAAGUUAAUAAUCCAUCCUUGUUUAACAUUACCAUUGUUCAAGCUCUCCAGGAAGUGGUUAAGAACCUUGGGGAGAACAAUGUGAUGGUGAUAUUAGACAACCAUGUAAGCAAACCUAUGUGGUGUUGCAAUAGAUAUGAUGGCAAUGGCUUCUUUGGUGAUCGUUACUUCAAUCCCCGGAUCUGGCUUGACGGGUUAAACAAAAUUGCAACAAUAUUUAAUGGUGUUAACAAUGUCAUUGGCAUGAGCCUAAGGAAUGAGUUGCGAGGACCUAGGAGGAAUGACAGCGUUUGGUACAACUUCAUGCAAAAAGGAGCAGAAGUAGUGCAUGAUGCAAACCCUAAUGUUCUUGUUAUUCUCUCGGGUCAUGACUUUGAUAAAAACUUGGGAAUGCUUAAGAAUCAACCGGUGCAUGUAUCAUUCAAGGAGAAGCUUGUAUUUGAGGUUCAUUGGUAUAGUUUUGCUACUACUGAUGGUUGGAGGAAUGGCAACCCCAAUGAUGUAUGUGCAAGUCAAGUACAGUUUUUAAGGGAUCAUGCAUUCUUUCUGUUGGAUCAAGGAUAUCCAUUGUUUAUGAGUGAGUGGGGUGUAUAUCUAGGAGGAAAUGAUGUAGCUGACAACAGAUACUCAAGUUGUGCUUUCGCUCUUGCAGCUGAAUUAGACUUAGAUUGGGCCUUGUGGGCACUUAUGGGAAGUUAUUACUAUAGAGAAAAUAUUUUUGCAAGGAAUGAAGGUUAUGGAGUUUUGAAUUGGGACUGGUCAGAGGUUCGAAACCCGAGCUUCAUGGAGAGGCUUUCUGCUAUACAAUACUCUUUUCGAGGACCGGGUCUUUCUGAUCAAGAACAAUAUGAUGUAAUUUACCAUCCAUUAACGGGAUUGUGCAUCCCUAAGAGUCCAGAUGCACCACCAGUAUAUCCUGUUAAGUUAGGUUCUUGUGUUCAAUCUGAAGCUUGGACCUAUACACCUGAAAAGAAUCUGCAAAUUAAAGAUGCAUACUAUUGCUUACAAGCUGAUGGAGAAGGUAAACCUGUCAAGUUUGGAACUGAUACUGACUGCAAAAGCCCGAAUGCGAAAUGGGAGAGAAUAAGCAGCUCCAAGUUUCAUUUCUCAACAAUGGUUGGCAAUACUACCUUGUGCUUGGAUAUAGACUCUAACAACACCAUUGUCACAAAUCAAUGUAAAUGCUUGACUGGUUCAUGUGAACCUGCAAGUCAAUGGUUCCAUAUCAUCCCUAGUACCAUACGUUAUGAUUCCUAA
Molecule: messenger RNA, 1614 nt
Organism: Telopea speciosissima
Lineage: Eukaryota; Viridiplantae; Streptophyta; Magnoliopsida; Proteales; Proteaceae
Product: glycosyl hydrolase 5 family protein-like
Exons: 4
Coding region: 1-1614 (537 amino acids)
Molecular function (GO): hydrolase activity, hydrolyzing O-glycosyl compounds
Source: RefSeq, a predicted model, not a curated record